AUAAUAGUGUCGAUCUACGAAUCAAAAAAACGACGCACAUGUGCAACCGGGCAAAAAAAAAUGAAUCUCUACGCAGUUCGCUCAAGAACUUCGCAAUGUCUAGCAGGUUCACAACAAAUUAGAACAUUUUUUAAUACUUUAGAACGUAAAGGAAAAAACGCUAACAUUGAUACUUCUGAUACAAAAAAACUCAUUAAUGACUGGAAAAAAAAAGUAACGAGAGAUACCGAAAGUUUUACUGAUACUAUUACUGCUUCACCUCUUCAACUUUUUGCAAUUACCCUGAGAAGAAAUUAUAUAACGGAUGAUAUCCCCGCAACGCAAAUUCCUCCCGAAGGAACACGAGUUCCACCUAAUUACCAUUUAGCAUAUUUUCCUCCCAGAAUUUAUGAAAGAGAUUUAGGAAAAGACGGCUCAGAAACUACACAUGAGCCACCACUACAAUCUUUAAGAAGAAUGUGGGCAGGUGGAGAAUUAUCAUUUAGUGCAACUAAUCCAUUAUGUGUUGGCCAACAUGCCACAAUGAAUACAAAAUGUCGUGAAGUUGAAAUUAAGUCAAGUCCUAGAGGGGAGAAUAUAUUUGUAUGGAUAGAUAGAAAUAUUACUAAUGAAUUCGGAUGGAGUAUGAGAGACACAAGAUGUUUAGCAUAUAUAAAAAUUGAGGAAAAGAAACCGGAACAAAAAAUUAUUAAAUUAAAUAAGACACCGGAUUUUGAACAAACUGUAUUUCCAACUCCACUUUUAUUAUUUCGAUUUUCAGCUUUGACUUUUAAUAGUCACCGUAUUCACUAUGAUCACCCUUAUACAACUCAAGUUGAGAGAUAUCCUGCAUGUUUGGUCCACGGUCCCCUUACUCUUACGCUUCUUCUUGAUUUAAUGAGAGACAAUCUUCCAAAUAAAAUAUCGUACAUUAAAUCUUUUUCUUAUCGAGCUGUUAGUCCAUUAUUUGUAGGUGAAGAAUUUAAAAUAUGCGGAAAGAAAAGUGAGUCAGAUAAUCCGAGUGGUUCUUCCUAUGAAUUAUGGGCAGAGAAUAAACGUGGUGGGAUUGCCAUGAAAGGGAAUGCAAUCAUUGAAAACAUUUAAUGGACAUUUAAAAAAGUUAUCAUUUAAUUUUAUCACUAUAUGUAAUUUCAUUUAUUAGCUUAAUAUCGCAAAUAUAUUUUUUAUCUAUAUGAUGGGAUUAAUCUAACCAAUUAGAGUGCUGUAUAUAAUUCUGAUGUAAAUGUCAUUGUUUUUUACCCAUAGCUAUAAAGUUCAAUUAUCCACUCAAUUUGAAAAUAUUCUAUAUGAAACAUUAGUUUCAAAUCAGAUAAUUCAAUAAAUAAUUAUUGGUCAUCCUUUUACGAAACAAACUUCAAAUUGCGAAAUUUAAAUAUGAAAUUUCCUUUUUUAUAUCAUUUUCUAUAUU
Rhizophagus irregularis DAOM 181602=DAOM 197198 is the source of this 1408-nucleotide messenger RNA. RefSeq lists its product as uncharacterized. Lineage: Eukaryota; Fungi; Glomeromycota; Glomeromycetes; Glomerales; Glomeraceae. Gene Ontology annotation, molecular function: (3R)-hydroxyacyl-[acyl-carrier-protein] dehydratase activity. Gene Ontology annotation, cellular component: mitochondrion. The record is from RefSeq and is a predicted model, not a curated record.